Molecule: messenger RNA, 1179 nt
Organism: Sorex fumeus (smoky shrew)
Lineage: Eukaryota; Metazoa; Chordata; Mammalia; Eulipotyphla; Soricidae
Gene: CD84
Product: CD84 molecule
Exons: 7
Coding region: 19-1002 (327 amino acids)
Biological process (GO): T cell activation
Cellular component (GO): external side of plasma membrane
Source: RefSeq, a predicted model, not a curated record
UCCAGGGACCCUCCAGGCAUGGCUCGGCUGCCCGUGUGGAUCUUGCUGCUUGGCCUCUGCCCCUGGCUGGAAGCUUCUGGAAAGAACUCGGCCAUCACCACGGUGAACGGGAUUCUGGGUGAGUCAGUGACUCUUCCGCUGAAGAUCAAAAACCCACAGGAUGUGGAGAACAUUGCUUGGUCUUCCCCAGAUAUGUCUGUUGCUUUUGUACAACCAAGACCCAGCGACGCACCCCAGCUUUCUGUGACUCACCAGGAUUAUUAUGGCCGACUUAACGUCUCAAGGGACAACUACGACCUGGUCAUCAGCCAUCUGAGGGCGGAAGACUCGAGGGUCUACACAGCCAACAUCAACACGGAGCAUGGGGAAAAGACAGAGACACGGCGCUUCAGCCUGCAUGUGUACAGCCGUCUGGGGACAGUCACAAUCACGCGGAGCGUGACACCCACCGAGAACGGCACCUGCAACGUCACCCUGACAUGCCGGGUGGAGGAAAGCGAGAACGUGACCUUCAGCUGGACACCCCCUGGGGCAGGGCCCGUCCUCUACCUCUCCCAGGGCCCUGGGGGCCACAAGGGGGCUGUCACCUGCACUGCAUGGAACCCGGUCAGCCGCAGCAACGCCUCUGUGGACGCUGAGUUGCUGUGUACAGACACAGUGCCGCGGUGUGAGCACUGCCGGUCCUGGGUGUUGGCGGCAACGGGGCCCGUCGCCCUGCUGCUUGUCCUGCUGCUGGUAGGCGUCCUGCUACUCCUGCGACACAAGACACAGCGCCAGCGUCCGCCCCAAGACACCAGCUCAGAGAAAACACUGUACAAACAAGUCACUGUGUCCCAGCCGGCGGACGCUCGGGUCUACGACGACAUUCCCGCAUCUAAGGUGGUGCCCCCCAAGGAGGAGCUAAGGAUUUACUCCCUGGUGCAGUACUCAGAUAAGAUGCGGCCAGGAAGCCCCCCAGAGGGCAGAGCCUCGGGGAUGUCCAACUAUGCCAACGUGGUCUAGGCUGGGGACAGCCGGACAGUCGGAGGGACACAGACACAGAUUCUGCAGGAGCCCAGAGCACGCCUGGUCACUGCGGCCCCUCCGUCGUGCCCCUGCUGUACAGCCUGGCAAGACCCUCCACUGGUGUCCCCAGAGAGUGACGGGGAAGGACACAGACUCCCUCCCAGGUGCUAUACU